Pectinophora gossypiella (pink bollworm) is the source of this 3569-nucleotide messenger RNA. RefSeq names its product retinal homeobox protein Rx1-like. The transcript is spliced from 4 exons. Lineage: Eukaryota; Metazoa; Arthropoda; Insecta; Lepidoptera; Gelechiidae. The record is from RefSeq and is a predicted model, not a curated record. Gene Ontology annotation, molecular function: DNA-binding transcription factor activity, RNA polymerase II-specific; RNA polymerase II cis-regulatory region sequence-specific DNA binding. The coding region runs from base 1 to 951 and encodes 316 amino acids. Gene Ontology annotation, biological process: positive regulation of transcription by RNA polymerase II.
AUGGAUGCGUCCGACGAACGCUACUUCGGCACCCGCACGCCGGACCGCGACUCCAGUAGUCCGCGCUCGCACAUGAGCAGCCCUAACUCCAUUAAUGUAACAGACCAGAAUAUAUCGUUAUCCCAACACCAGCAGAACUUGGAGACGUUAAACAGAAUGGGGAUGUUCUUUCACGCGCAGCAGAUGCAUUUGAACCAGAGUUUUGACGCUGUGAAGAGUAGGCUCGGGCUGACACAGGUGCCGGGGGCGAGUGCUGGCCCGAGGCAUACCAUUGACGCAAUUCUGGGCCUGAGGCCGCCCCAGGCGAUCGAGAGGAGGGACGAGAGGGAGUGUGACGUGCCUGUGUCGCCCGGCGCCAACGAGAGUGCCGGCGAAGGUUCAUGCAACAGUAACGACGGCUUCCCCCAGACGACAGACGACAAGUCCGCGGGCGGCAGUGACGACGACGCCCGACCGGGGUCGGCAGCGGACAAGAAGAAACACCGCCGCAACCGGACCACCUUCACCACCUACCAGCUACACGAGCUGGAGAGAGCCUUCGAGAAGAGUCACUACCCUGACGUGUAUUCCCGAGAAGAGUUGGCGAUGAAGGUCAACUUGCCUGAAGUUAGAGUGCAGGUGUGGUUCCAAAACCGACGAGCAAAAUGGCGUCGACAGGAGAAGAUGGAGGCCGCUCGAUUGGGACUAUCUGAGUAUGGAUGUGGUCCAGGGCAAGUCCCGCGGCUGGGACUGGGCCUGCCCGUCGACCCGUGGCUGGCCCCGCCGCUGCUCACCGCUCUACCGGGCUUCCUGUCUCACCCGCACUCGGGCUACCCGUCGUACCUCACCCCGCCGGCGCCGGCGCCCCCUGCGCCCCCCGCGCCCGACCCGCGCUCCUCCUCCAUAGCGGCGCUUAGGAUGAAGGCCAAGGAACACGUCGAGAGCCUCUCCAAGGGGCUGCAGAUGGUCUAAUACGGGGUCACAACUGAGGGUCCAUGGCAACUAAAUCUAGAUUCGCGAAGCAAAGGAAACAAACUUAAUUUUAACUUAAUUUGAUAGCACUAAAUAUAAUGCCGCCCUGAUAGGUGCAGCUUGGUUUAGAACUAUCAAAGUAAAUUAAAAUUACAUUAGUGUCGUAAAAUUUGCACUUAUCAUCAUUAACCAAAAGUAAAAGGGUUUAAUUAUUUUUCCAAUGUCCUGCUCCAAACAAAACUAGCCUAAUCGUACCUGAAAGAAAGGUUGAGAACCACUGGUUUAAGGGCCAUGGAGGUAUAACCCGUGCGAAUUAAAUAUACACCUCGCGUCAAAUAAAAUGUAUGAUAGUUGUUAAGUGUUUUUAAUUCGCAGACGUUAUUGAGAUAAAAAAACUUAAAAAUAUUAUGACGCUUAAUUUACUUUACUGAGCUGUGGUUUGUGAAGGCAAUUUAAUUUACUUUUUUAAAUAGGUUAUUGUAGUAUCGCUCAAUAGAGAUUUCUCCAACCUUACAUAGUUUUCACUGCUAAGUGUUUUUUUUAUAUGUGAUUGAUUGGUAAUACCUACUUAUUACUUACUUAGAUAUUAUUUCUACGUUUCACCUUAAAUUAAACUUUUCAUGAAACUUACUUAAAAUUGGAACUUCAUGGAACUGAUAUUGUAAAUAUAAACUUAUUGUGUUAGUAAAUUAUUGAAAGUUUAACUAAAGUAUGUACUUAUGUAAUUAUACGUGACUGUAAUCGAUGCUUAUAAAGUUAAGUUAAAAUAUCAACGUGUAAAUAUUGUACUUAGAACUUGUAUACUGAUUAGAUUUUGUCAUGUUAGGCUUAGAUAUAUGAUGUGAAAUAUACGUAAUUAAUUAUAAUUAUAACUUACUACUUAUUGUACUCACUUAUGUUUUUAACGUUGGUGCCGGGAACAAAAUAUAUAUUGCAAGAAAGACACAAAAAUAAUAUUAAUUCUACCAAAAAACUUAGAAAAAUGAAUCCACAAUCUUUCUAAGUUUACGUAAAUUGGAAAGUGUCGUAAAAGCGCUAUUUAAUAUAUAGUUUUUACUGGCAUCGAUGUUAAAAACGAAUCUACAGUCAGUGUGUUAAAUGUAAUUUGUCUCACAGAUUGAACUGACAUCGAGAAUCAAACCAGUACUUUAGCACGGGAUUCUAGCUAGCUAUUAUAAAUUCACUAACACAUAAACUAAACAUCAUAGAAGGAAAGGUUGGAAGGGGAAGAUCAAGAAGAGCUUACAUGGAACAGAUUAAAGAAAAGGUUAACGUCAUGUCUUAUAGGGAAGUCAACGAAUUGGCCUUUGAUAGACUGGAAUGGAAAAUGCUACACCGACAAGAGCGUGGCUCUUAAACUGAUGAUGAUGAUGGCUAUACGACUCACAAACUAUCACGUUGGUGAAAGCUCGGUGAGGCGUGGGUACUUAAUUCAUCUUGCGAUGAAUGUGCCUCUGACUAGCACAAUGGGGAUAUAGUUGUGAGCUUCUGCCAUGUUAUUAUGUUAUAUUCUAAAUCCAUCACUCAACAUACAGAUAUGACGGUUUUACACAUUAGCACAUUGACUGUAAGUAAAUACACACAAAUGUAUGUUCCUUUAAAGCAUAUUGUUUUAAAGAUGAUAUUCUAAGUAUUACUGUUCCCUUCAAUUGAUUCCUAAGCAAUAAUAAACUAUGUGAAUAUUAGGUAACUAGAAUGUAAGAUAAACUUCUGAGGGUGUACUUAAAUAUACUGGUACUUACGAAAAUUUUAUCAAAUUCGGUAUUAAUAAUUUGGAUUUUCGAUUUCGAGUCAAGAUUGAAGUGCUCAAUGUCUAAGAUGUAUCGACACUGGGCAGCAAAACUAAGAAUUACGCGAUUCAAGUUAUAAUAACUUUUUAAGUGCACAAGAUAAACUUUUGAAAUAAAAACAACGUUAACUGUUACUAAUGUAUAGUUAACUAGUUACAAAGAAAGCUGAUAAAAUUAUCUUUACAAUUUUGUUCUUAUUUUAAAUUUCUAACUACAGUUGAGAAAUAAUAAAUAAAAGUGUAGUAGUUUUACAGGCCUGUAUAUAUGAUAAAGAGACAAGCGUUCAAUUCCCGGCGAAAGUUCAAUUACCAGACUUACAAUGAGUGUAACCACCAUCUAGCCAGCUGACAAAAAGUUGGUGACAUUCCAGCGGACUGGAAGGUCAAUCAAUCAAUCAAUAAUUCCUUAUUGCACAAAAACAUAAGUAAAGGACAUGCACAAACGAAUAAAAUAAGCACAAUAGGCGGCCUUAUUGCUAAACAGCAGUUUCUGCCAGGUAACCUUAGGGUUUGUUUUGUAUUCCGCUCAAGUUAUUUAAUUUUACAACGUUAUGUAUUUGGAGCAUUUCCAUAGAAGACAUAUUUAUCAAGAUAUUAUUUAUAGUAGUUAAAAGCAAGGCUAUAAUGAAAAACAUGAAUUUGAUUUUAGGAAAAUAUUGCUAAAUGACCAAAAUAUGUGUAACGACAACUGAUAUUUCAACAACAAUAUAUUAUUAUUAAUACAUUUAUUAAUUUUAAUUGUGUAAGUAAAUAUUUUAAGUCUGUCGAAGUCACUCGGAAAAAACUUUUUAUUAUUAUUUUUAUUGUAUGACUUUUUCAUAUCUCGGAC